Funneliformis caledonium is the source of this 771-nucleotide messenger RNA. Lineage: Eukaryota; Fungi; Glomeromycota; Glomeromycetes; Glomerales; Glomeraceae. The record is from the annotation of a GenBank genome assembly.
AUGGCAAUUAGUUUACCAAUGGAAGUAAUGGAAAUAAUUUUUAACUUACAAAAUAUUCAUACAUUACAUAAUCUCAUCUUAGUUAAUCGUCAAUGGAGUUCUAUAGCUAUUCAGUCGUUGUGGAAUGAUUCAUUUAGUAAAAUUUUAAGUAAUUAUGAAGGAGAUAAAUUACUAAUUAAAACUUUGUUAGUUUGCGACAACUUAAUUCCUUUAAUCGAAGAAAUUAAAAUUAAUAAACAAAUAAUCAACGAUGGUACAUAUAAUAGUUGCGAUUUACUUUCAAAAAUGUGGACAAACUGUGCGGUUAUCAAUGCAAGAAAAAGUAAAUUUUUAGAUCAUCCAUUCUUUUGCACAGAAUUUGAUAAGGAAAGCGCAAAUGAUUUUGAAAAUUUCCAUAAUGAAUAUACAUUGCUGUUAGUUGAAACAAAAAAAUAUCUAUCAAAUUAUACUAACAUGACCGACGAGUUUGGAUUCGACAAUAUUCGGUUACCUAAAUGGACGUGCAUGGAUUCCGAAUUACGAACGGAACAUUUCUAUAAUAUAGGUUUUGAUAAUUUGUUAGAAUGUGUAAAAAUUUGGGUUAAAAAACAAGAUGUAAUUUACGUUUUACAAAAUAAUGACGGAUUCAAAGCUUUGGCUAAGCAUGAUUUUUAUUUAGUUUCUGCAAUUUUAAGAAGAGUUCUAGUUACAGAUUAUGAUAAAGUAACAUUAAAAUCUGAAUAUAUUUCUAAAUGGAACGCUCACGGAAUUGAUUUAUCUAAGGAAUUUUAG